Molecule: messenger RNA, 3545 nt
Organism: Acipenser ruthenus (sterlet)
Lineage: Eukaryota; Metazoa; Chordata; Actinopteri; Acipenseriformes; Acipenseridae
Product: WD repeat and coiled-coil-containing protein-like
Exons: 4
Coding region: 470-2653 (727 amino acids)
Molecular function (GO): kinase binding
Source: RefSeq, a predicted model, not a curated record
AUGUGCGCAACAGUUCACACAUUUAACUAGAAUAUGCAGUUAUAGUAAAGUAAAAAAAAAUAAGGUAAAAUGUCUCUGUGUAUUCAGGUAUAUGAGGAAAAAAGCUAAAUAAUGAAAACAGAAUGGCGGUAGUUUGUGCUACAGCAUUUGAGGUAAAUUUGGAAACAAAUUAAAGUCAGGGACCUUAAUGAGAACAUGUAUUUUACAUUACAUUUUGACUGAAGUCGUUUUAAAAUCCGACUCCAGCAAACUCGCUGCAGUUUCUGUUUCCUGUCCUGUCACGCCAUGCUGUGUGCACCCACAAGCGGCCAUACUCUGCAAACGCAACUUCAGAACUGAGCUAAAGAACUACACUUCCCAGAGCGCUUAGCCUAAACGGAUUUUGAUCCUCUUUUAUACCCGUCUUGCGGAUGAGAGUUUUUUUGCCAGGACAGUUUUGUAAGUUUUUAUUCCUUCUUUUUAAGGAAGGAUGGAACUCGGCAAGGCAAAGCUCUUAAGGAUUGGUCUUAAUGCUUUAAAUCAAGCUAUUCACCCUGUUCAUGGCAUUGCCUGGACGGAUGGCAGGCAGGUAGGACUAACAGCCAUAUACUUUAUCAAUGGGGAGCCUAAGUUUGGUGAUGCCAAUGUCAUUGGGCAGUUUGAACACGUUCUUGGACUAUUUUGGGGACCUGCCUGCUGCACAGACUCCCCAGCCCUUCUUGCUGUCCAGCACAAGAAACAUGUUACUGUGUGGCAGCUGCAGCUCAGCACUCUGGAGCAGAACAAACUCCUGUGCACGCAGACGUGCGAAAUGGGAGAGCCUUUUCCUGUGCUCUCCCAAGGUUGCGUGUGGCACCCCAAGAAGGAUGUACUUGCAAUACUGACAAAAAAGGAUGCAUCAGUCUUAUUUACUGUUAGGACGGACAAUCGCAGGGUGAAAGCAGACAUUAAAGCCAGUGGCAUGAUACACUGUGCAUGCUGGACAAAAGACGGCACGCGACUGGUAGUUGCUAUAGGGAGUGCUCUCCACUCGUACAUUUGGAAUGAUAUUCAGAAGAGCCUAAGCGCGUGUUCUUUUUGUCCGAUAUUUGAUGUUGGAGGACACAUCUGUGCUAUAGAGUCUACAAUGGAUGCCCAAGUUGCUGUUGCUACUGAGCUACCUUUAGAUAAGAUUUGUGGUCUCAAUGCUGGAAUUGCUUUUGAUGUCCCAACCGGUACAGAAACAGGGUCUUUACCAUCUCAAUCUUCAGUACAGGUAGUGGAUGAAGACAGAUUAUCCGAUUUAAGGAGAAAGUCUAUCGACUCUGAAAGAUCCCUGGCUGUAAGUUCAAUAGCUUCCUCUACAUCUGGCCCACUGGACAUAACUCAUAUCCUUGCAAACCACAGGAAGUCUGAUCCCAAUCCGCUCAUUCACUUGAAGCGCAGAGACCACUUUACUGGAACUGGCCAGGACUCUUCACACCUGAUCUUGGUGACAUUUGACAGAAAGGUGACCACCACAAGAAAAGUAAACAUCCCUGGUAUUCUGGUCCCUGACAUAAUCUCCAUUGAUCCUAAAGCCCAUACUGUGGCAGUGGCCUCCAAUACGUGCAACAUGGUGCUGGUGUACAGUGUGACCUGCUCCGCCAUGCCCAAUAUACAGCAGAUCCAUCUUCAGAAAAACGAGAGGCCUAAGGGGGUUUGCUUCUUGAACGACAAAAUGCUGUUGCUUCUAGUUGGGAAGCAGAAAUCAAACGACCCUGCUUUCCUCCCCUCCUCAAACACGGACAAGUACAUCAUCAGACUGAUGACCAAAGAACUGAUUUAUGACAAGGAAUAUUGUUCCUCGACAGGAUCUGCUCAAUCUCUACAUUCCGUCUUCGACUCGGGGGUCAGCAUCCCAGGCAUUAAGAAGUACUUUGAAAACCUGUCUAAGGAAGAUCGGACGGUGGGGAAAGAGCUACUGCUGCCAGGAAAUACUGCCAUCCAGCUUCCCAGUGGCAGGAGAAAGCUCAUUGAAGAAGUCAAGAGUGAGGAGAGCCCAGACCUUACAGACAAAGUAAUCUCCAGCGACUCUUCGAUCGCCAUUGAACAUUUUGAUGCAGAGCCUGUAAACCGGUCAACAGGUCUGAAUAAGAUGGGGAUGUUUUGCAGGGAGCCCAGCAGGCCAAGCUCUCCUCGAUUAGAGGCAGAAAGACUAAAUUGUGCGCCAACCAUCCUAACGAAUAACAGCCUUCCAAAGGACAAAAAUGUGGAGCAGCUGUCACAAAACCUGGAACGGUUGUUCGCCAGGUUUUCAGAGGUACAACAGUGCCUCUCGGAAAUCACAGACUUCACUCGAAAUGGAAAGAAGUCCUCUGGAGCCUAUCCAGCAUCUUCUGAGCCCCCCUUUAUUAACAUCACUUGUCAUAAGCAGCUUUCUGAGAAUGUAUUCAUCGAUGAGAGAAGGCCUGUGCUGCUGUGUGAAGGCAAGCUGUGCCUGCGAGCGGUCCAAGAGCUAUUUAAUCUCUCCGUUGUGGAAAUGUCACACGGCGCUGUCUGGAUAGUUCUGGUUGCUGAUGGUGAAGGCUUUGUUCCAUUAACAUUCAAACCCAAGGAUGAAAUCACAGUUAGAGAUGGGAGGGCAAAAACUGUCUCACUGUCUUCCUACAGUGCCAGGAUGUCCCAGUCAGAAUCUCCACAUGUUGCAACUUAAUAGUUGUCCCAGAACUUUUUACUACAGAAAAACUGAGUAUUGAGAAAUGUGUAAUUUCACUGUAUGGCUAUACACAAGUAAGGGCUGAUAUUUGCAUCUAAAAAUCUUAUUUAAGAAAGCUUACUUCAAUUUUUAAUUUAUACUUAAUACAGGGGCUGUAGAGAAGAAAAUUAUUUCAUGAAAGCAUUUCCACUAGCAGACACUGCGGAGUGAAUGUGGAUUAACAGAGAAGAAUUUACUGUCAUACGCAGCUACGUCGACGGUAAAAAUGUAUUGUGCUUGAAAACAGUUUUGUAAUUGUUUUGAAUGUUAGUUGUUGUGAUGUGAAAAACAUAUAGCUGAUAUGUAAAUAACUUGUAUAUGUAAUAUACUGUAUACAUUUCCUAUUGCCAAAUUAAUAUCAACUGUGAACUUGUGGAAUCAUAGUGUGGUGCAUUUUAUACUUGCUGCAAUACUUUUUUAAUGGUUACAUACCCCUAAGCUUAAUGUAUUUGUCUAAUUUAAUGAACCCUUCAAUGCCCAGGUUUAUUGGACUGUCAUCAACAUUAGCAGCCUAGAUAGUAAAAUCUUCUAUAUACUUGUCAACUUGUUUUAGUUAGACUUACAUCUGCCAUACUAUAUAUGAAGCUUUUGAUUUCGACCCAAUUAGUCUUCCGAUAUGUCUCCAGUUAGCGGGUGUAUUUGAAAGACAAGAACCAAUUAUGUGUCUAUAAAGGUUCAGUGUGUGAUUUAAAGCCCUACUACACCUCUUGGAAUUACUAUGACAACAAAGUGUAAUAACCUGGAAGAUUUAUUAAGGACAUCUGCCACUGGGUCAAUUUCUUGCAGUGAAGGAAGGUCUUGAGGUAGUGGAUCAAACUGAAAACAUUAUUAAAGGCAUUGCAUUGGUACA